CAUUAAUAAGCGAGCCAAGGACCGGAUGGUUCCUCCCCAAGAGUGGAGCCCCGGAGCCCUGUCCUCUUCUCUCCUCUCCUCUCCUCUCCUCUCCUAUCCGUUCGUUCGUUUCUUCCGUCUAGGGUUCCAAUAAGGUGCGCUGUUCUCCGUCACUUCCUACUAGAUUUCGAUCGGUUUCUAGGUCUCUUGCUCGAAAUACUAGCUCUUUUCCUGCAAAAAUUGCUACAAAUUUGCCGAAUUUCGCGUUAGUUAGAGCUAGAUGAUGUGGUUUUGAUUUCUUGUUUCGAUCGGUAUUUCUUGGAAAUCUUUGAUCCUUGCUGUUUGGAUGAUCUCGUGGUCUUAUUUCGUCCAAUUCCUGGGAUUAAUUUUCGAUUUAGCGGCGCUGUUUUUGUCCGUUAUCAUUGUUAGUGCAUGAAAUUUUACGCUCUUUAUUUGCUGGCUUACCAGAGAUUCUUGAUCCGUUAGAAGGGUUUAGAACUCAUCAUCUCACCAGAGUUUCUGAGCUUUUUUGGCGUUUUCUUCUUAAAACAUAGUGGUAAAAAGAAGAAGAAGAAGAAGAAGAAGCCAUCGAAUUAGCUUUAGAGCUCCUCUUCUCAAUAGCCUUCCGAUUUUUUCUCUGGUUCUCUGUUUUUUUUUUUUCGUUUUGUUUGUAGAAAUCCGUGGUAAAAAAUGGGUAGAGUAGCGUAGGAUGGCAGAAUUCGAUGGUUCCGGGGACGCGCAUCCGUGACUUGCGAGGAAUGACGAGUGGAUUCAAAUACGAACACCUCCUCGGUGACCAGAAUUCCGUCAACAGUCUCAAAUCAGGAGGGCCACCCAUAUUAGACCAGAAGGGCUUCAUCGACCUCCCAAGUGUCCCCCAUAAUUCAACUCUCCCCGGUCCCACAUCCUCCAUCCUCACCACAAAUGCCAAUGCCUCGUCUUCCUCUCUGAUUACAACCGCGGAGAUGGAUCCUGCGGAAGAUGCGGAGAUUUUCUCCGACAUAGUCCUCAGCUACAUCAGCCAGAUGCUCAUGGAGGAGGACAUCGAUGAGAAAUUCGAGCACCCAGCUCUUCUAGCUGCGGAGAAACCCUUCUAUGAUAUCCUUGCUGAGAAUAGUUCUCCUUCAUCCGAUCAGCCGCCGCCGCCGCCGUUUUCCAGCCAAAGCUCGGAUAGCCCUGAUGACUCUGCCAACAAUAACCAAUAUGGGAGUUCCAGCGGCGGUGUUAUCAACAAUUUGGCGGUGGAUGAUAUCUGGCCCUAUGAUUCACUCGAGUAUCAGCAGCUACAGACUCACCCUGUUUCCGUUGAUUACUCCUCUCGGUCUUCCUUUUAUUCCGGCAGCGUGGUGGAAGGAUUGGAUGAGUCUUUCGGAAAUACGGCCGCGGUUCCUGAUCUCCUUUCUGGGAGCCAAUUACCUGCUUGGGAGCAGUUUAGGAGGGGAGCCGAGGAGGCGCGCAAGUUCCUGCCGAGCGAGGAUAAGUUUGCGAUUAAUCUGGAGGCCAACGGGUUCUCGUUCCCUCGGGAACUGGAACAGGAGAAUGGAUUGGUCGAGGUCAAGGCAGAGGAGGAGGAGAGGGAGUAUCUGUCGCGGCGGUCGAGGGGUCGGAAGAAUCCGCAUGGUGAUGAUUUGGAGCUGGAGGAGGGGAGAAGCAACAAGCAGUCGGCUGUUUUCCCUGAGCGGACCGUUCGCACCGAGAUGUUUGAUAGGGUCUUGCUGUACACCGGGGAUCCAGGCAGAGGUCCUUCUGAGCUUCGAGCUGCAAUGCAGAAGGAGGCGAGCAGAAGGUCUCAGAGCGGCCAAUCUAAAGGGUCUGGUGGCGGAAAGGGUCGCGUGAAGAGGCAACCCAAGAGGGAGGUGGUGGAUCUUAGAACCAUCCUCAUCCACUGCGCUCAGGCUGUGGCGAUCGAUGAUCGCCGGAACGCACACGAGCUGCUGAAGCAGAUCAGGCAGCACUCUUCCCCUUAUGGAGAUGCGACUCAGAGGCUGGCCCAGUACUUUGCCGACGGGCUUGAGGCUCGGCUGGCUGGUACGGGGAGCGAGAUCUACAACUCUCUCGUGGCGAAACGAAGAGGUGCCGCUGAUAUCUUGAAGGCGCACCAUCUUUACAUGUCGGCGUGCCCUUUCAAGAAGAUCUCUCAUUUCUUCUCCAACCAGACCAUCUUGGACGUAGCUGAGAAGGCGACGAGGGUGCACAUCGUAGACUAUGGCAUCUACUACGGCUUCCAGUGGCCAUGUUUCCUCCAACGCCUCUCCGCUCGGGCUGGUGGGCCCCCGAGGCUUCGGAUCACUGGUAUCGAUGAGCCCCAGCCAGGUUUCCGUCCGACGGAGCGGAUCGAGGAGACGGGGCGUCGAUUAGCUGAUUACUGCCGGAGCUUCGACAUUCCCUUCGAAUUCCACGCCAUUGCAGCCAAAUGGGAGACCGUCCGAGUCGAGGAUCUCAACAUUGAUAAAGACGAGGUGCUCGUCGUCACCUGUCUGCACCAGUUCAAGAAUCUCAUGGAUGAGACCGUCGUGGUGGAUAGCCCGAGAAAUAUGGUCCUGAAUACCAUAAGGAAGAUGAAUCCAGUUGUAUUCAUCCACGCUAUCGUCAACGGCGCCUACAGCGCUCCCUUCUUUGUCACACGCUUUCGGGAAGCCCUGUUCCACUUCUCGGCGUUGUUUGAUAUGCUCGAAACGAAUGUGCCGCGUGAAGAUGCUCAGAGGCAGCUGAUCGAACGGGACCUCUUCGGAAAGGAGAUCCUUAAUGUCAUCUCAUGCGAAGGCUUGGAGAGGGUGGAGAGGCCCGAGACUUUCAAGCAGUGGCAGGUGAGGAUCCUCCGGGCGGGGUUCACGCAGCUCCCGCUGAACCGAGACAUCGUGAAGAAAGCCAAGGAGAAGGUGAAGAUGAGCUACCACAAGGAUUUUGUCGUAGAUGAAGGUAGCAGAUGGCUGCUGCAGGGGUGGAAAGGGCGCAUCAUCUAUGCCCUCUCCUCCUGGAAACCCAACGACGCAACCUAGGUUUCUUUCCGCAGACUUUCCCAACAUAUGCUGUAAAUGGACACUCAUCUUCCACUAGUCUGUCUUACCUAUGACUGCUCUUGAUGACUUAUGGUGACCGACUGAGGCCUGGCUUUCAGAACGCAGAUGGUGUUGAAGUAGUAAACGGGAAGUCCGAGGAAAGGAUUCCCACAAACUUUCCACGUAGAGUGGGGUCCCUAUCACCGUUCGCUGAUAUGAAAAUUUUGUAGGAUUGUUUUGUAUAAUAUUAUGAAGUGUGUUGGAACCUUUGAUUAAUGACAGAUCAGAUAGCGUACCUUGGCAAACAGAUUUGUGGUGCUUUUGAUUGAUUGUACCCGGGUUGCUCCAUGUCGGGUACAAUUAUAGUUAUUAGUUGGCCCUACUGCCAUACGGACGCCUGGUGGCGGAUUCUGUAAGGAUGCAGGUGCUACCUACGUUCCAAGCCCUGCUUUGGCUUUGAUAAUUGGCAUAUCAUCGUGUCUGUUUGGUA
Phoenix dactylifera (date palm) is the source of this 3468-nucleotide messenger RNA. Lineage: Eukaryota; Viridiplantae; Streptophyta; Magnoliopsida; Arecales; Arecaceae. The record is from RefSeq and is a predicted model, not a curated record.